UGGGCGGAGAAACGGAGAGAGCGGAGAGCCACAUCCCCUCCCCUCCGCCUCUCUGUUCUCACCCACAGUCUGAGCAGGCACCGGCUCGUUGAUGUCAUCGGGACAGACACCCUGAAGAGAGGAGGGGAUCCGUCAGAACAAAGCGGGGAUACAUUGCAAUUCCGCCACGCGCCCGGUGGGGAACGGGAUCAUCUGCUGCGUGUCUGCAGCUUUCGGGCUCCGCUUCCUGCUUCCUCGCCCCGCAGCACCGGGAGUCUCGCUGUGGUCGCGGCGAGGAUCGACACCUUUUGUGUCGCUCUGCAGUCGUUUAUCGAGCCUCCAACUUGUGCCUCUCCUUUCACCACAGCGGGAGGUUUUUUGUUUCAGUUCUUCUCGCGUUGGCAUAAGCGGAAUGAAUGACAAAAACAAAGGAGGUUGAUGUCCAUAACUCCCCGACCCAGGUCGUCUUCGCCUCGCCCAAGGAACGGAGACUCCAUCUCCGGCAGAAGAUGGACAGCGGAGCCGGGACGGAGGGCUCGGACAGCGGGCAGACGCAGCACGGGGAGCCCUCCGCGGCGGUGACCGGUCGUCUUCCGGGCGAGAAGAAGAAGAAGAAGGUGAACCGGGCCCCGUCCCCGGCCAGACCGAAGGAGGUGCCCGGUUGGUCGCUCACCAAGAUCCGCGGAGGGAUCGGGACCCCGACGCUGAGCGUCAAGCCGGGAGCCAUCCACCUGGGCAGCCGCGUUUCGCGGCGCAGCCCCGUGGGAGGUCUCUCCGGAAAGGACGGCAAAGCGGAGAAGAGCGGUGGCGGAAAGCUGGCGGGCAAAACCUCCCCGUCGCUGUCUAAAACGGCCAAGACGGCCAAGAGCACCGGCGGGCGGAGGAAGGUGUCGGACGCCAGCAUCGGAUCCGACGAUGCAUCGAAGGACUCCGGCUGCGCCACCGGGAAGCUGUCCCCCACCGACAGUAGCUCCGAGAUAUCGGACUGCGCCUCCGAAGAAAACAAGCUGUCCACGGACGCGGUGAGCAGCGACGCCGAAUCCAGGAGCAGCCGGGGGGGCGGCGGCGGGCCGGACGGGGAGAAGCCGCUCGGGGAAGGCGUGUUGGCGGACAGAGCUCGCCACCACGCCGCCGCCAAGACCGCCCGCUCCUCCGCGGCGGAGAGGGACUGCAAGGACCGCCUCUCCCUGGCCGCGGAGACCGGGGAAGGAAGCGUGUCCCCCGGCGAGGAGCGCUCGGUCACCUCGUUUGACAGCAGGGUCCCUGCCAGCACGUCCCUGGCUUUCUCGGACCUCACAGAGGAGUUCAUGGACGGCAUGCAGGAGGAGUUUGUCCGGGAGAUAGAGGAGCUGAGAUCCGAGAACGAUUACCUGAAGGAUGAGAUGGAGGAGCUGAGGUCUGAGAUGCUGGAGAUGCGGGACAUGUACAUGGAAGACGACGUCUACCAGCUGCAGGACCUACGGCAACAGCUUGAGCAGGCAAACAAGACCUGCCGCAUCCUGCAGUACCGGCUGAGGAAGGCCGAGCGACGCUCGGUGCGCGUGGCCCAGACGGGGCAAGUGGACGGGGAGCUGAUACGAACGCUGGAGCAGGACGUCAAAGUGGCGAAGGACGUGUCCAUCCGUCUCCACAGCCAGCUGGACAGCGUGGAGAAGAAGAGGAGCCGCCUGGACCUGGAGAACGAGGAGCUGUGGGUCCGCCUGCAGGACCUGGAGGUGGCCAAACAGGUCCUGCAGCAGGAGAUUGACAAGGGCUCCCAGAAGAAAAGAGGAGCACGACCCAACAACAAACCUGACAAGAAGCUCUGUCCACAGGAGGACAGCUCAGACCUUAAAUGUCAGCUCCACUUCGCCAAAGAGGAGACAGCGCUGAUGUGCAAGAAGCUGACCAAACUGGUGAAGGACGGCGACGCCAUGAAGGAGGAGCUGGCCAAGUACAGGUCGCUGUACGGGGACGUCAACGCCUCGCUCACCGUGGAGGAGGUCGCUGACUCCCCACACACGCGCGAGGCGGAGAUCAGAGUCCACCUGAAGCUGGUGGAAGAGGAGGCCAACCUGCUGAGUCGGCGCAUCGUUGAGCUGGAGGUGGAGAACAGGGGCCUCCGAGCUGAGAUGGACGACAUGAAGGGACCACAAGACGGUCCACAGGAGCUCACUGGUAUCGGUGGCAGUCUUGGCCUCGGAGGGGCCAUGGUACUCGGGGGAGGGGCUUCAUCUGAAAACGUCAUGGAGCUUCAGAGACACCUCCAGUUUGUGGAGGAGGAGGCGGAGCUGCUGAGGAGGUCUCUCAUUGAGAUCGAGGAACAGAACAAGCUCCUGAUGAACGAGAUAAACCGCUAUAAAUCGGACCUCCCGCUCCCGACGUCAGCGCUGUCGUCCAACUCCUUGGCGUCGCUGACGGACGGGCUGCUCCACGACAGCCGGGUGCACUGCCUGCAGGAGGGGGCGGUGCUCAUCAGCACAGACGGCCCCGCCCACGAGGAGGAGAUCAGACUGGCGAGGCUUCAGAUCGGAGAACUGGGCGGGAAGGUGAAGAAGCUGCAGUACGAAAACCGAGUGCUUCUGUCGAACCUGCAGCGAUGCGACCUGGCCUCCUACCACGCUCCUUCCUCCUCCUCCUCCUCCUCCUCCUCCCUACGACUUGCUCUGGAGACGGACGCGGAGGCCGGAGACUCAGCAGAGUGCCUCCCAAGCCCGCCGCACCGCAAAGAGCCGGUCGGAGGUGAGACGGACGCCCUGGAGAUCAAGGAACGGAAAAAGAAGAUCGAGGACAACGCCGACGCAACCACCUCGUUCCCUGGGUACCUGGGGCAGAAGGACCAUGAUGCCUUGCUGGCCAUGAGGGACCAGGCUCGCUUGGUUUCCACGGCGAUACAGCUCCUGACCUCCCCGGAGUCCAACUGCCUGUCGUCGUCCCCGUCCAUCUAUCACAAGGUCUGCAGCAACGAGGCAGCAGAGCCGUGUGACCUGGAGAAAGCUCAGCCUCACGGCCAGAUUUCAGAGCUGUCCGACCUGGCGGACCGGCCCCUGGUUGGUGCUCUGACCAGCAGGCUGCAGGCCCUGCACGCCCAGCUCCAGGCCUUUGUGGAGCAGGUGGACGUCCUGGGCAAACACCCGGCUGGUGGGAGGGACCCUCGGGUUGAAGGAGCGUCUCCUCUGGCCUCGCCCUGCGCCUCUGUGCCGGAUGGACUGAGCGCUGCCGUGGAGCAGCAGCCCAAUUCUAGGGACCAAUCAGGGCCAGAGGGGAUAACUCGAAUCGAGGAGCGCAGCCAAUCGGACAGCGACGAGAAGCGAAAGCAGGACGACAGCCAGCUGGAACGGGGAGAGGGGGAGGCACACGAUGCACCGGCCGUCGAUGGCGACGCCCUCCAGGCCAGGCUGUCUGAAGCAGAGGAGUCGGCCCUCGGGACUCGGGUGGAGCUGGAGAAGGAGAGGCAGGCUCAGAGAGAAACCACUCUCGUGCUCACGCAGCUCCAGGAGGAGCACCAGAAGGCUCUGCUCCGCCGGGACUUCCAGCUGGAGAGUUUGGGCCUCCAGGCUCGUCUUCAGCAGAAGCGGUGGAGCCAGGAGAGGACUCUGCUGGUCCAGGAGUCCCAGCACCUCAAACAGGCCCUGUUACUGCUCAGCCUCAGACUACGCUGCUUCCUCAAGCAGUGGAGGCUGGGCUGCAGGAAGGACACGGAGUGGAAGGACUUCUUGGAGAUGAACAGCCUGAAGGACCUGUACCUGCUGCUGGAAGAGGAGAACCUAACAAGCCCCGCCCACCAGGCGGACAACAAGGCUGCUACAGACGAACAGCCACUCAGCCCAACCAUCAAGUCGAGCGCGGUGAGCAGCACCUUGGCCGACCUGAAGGUGACGCUGCAGGAUUUGAGCGCAGAGUUGCGACAGGAGAGACAAGGCUGCCAAGAGCUCACACAGCAGUUCGCCAAGGCCAAGGCAUCAUGGGAAGUGGAGAGGACCGAACUAAAGAGCCUCAUCACGCAGCUUGAGACCAAAUCAGGAAAAGCGGCGACGCCGUCCGUCUCUGACGCUCCGGAUCCACCGGACCUGAAGGUGGCGCUGAAGAGGGAGCGAGAAGAGCACCAGCACCUCUUGGCCGAUUCCUACGCAGCCGUGAUGGACCUCACUAAACAGCUUCAGAUCGGGGAGAGGAACUGGGGCAGAGAGAAGAUGGAGCUUCUGGAGAUGCUCGGCCAGGAAAGAGCUCAGUGGGAGCAGAGACUGGGAGAGGCCACUGCGCAACAGGGGAAGUCAAAGUCAUUUGGCAGCGAGUCUUCUGCGGACACAGUGGUCACGAAUGGAACGGGGUCGCCAAGAACCAUAUCAGCAUCCGACCUGCAUGGCCCAGAAUUCCACCGUGGAGCCAAUCAGGAGGACAGAAUUCAGUUUUCUGUCCCAGAGCUGGGUGACCUCACCGGGAAGAACUGGACCUACCUCACCAAUGAGACCCCAGAGGUUGGGUACAGCUGUAAAACCUGGGACGGUCCCAGCGGAUCCUGCAGCAGCUCGGUGGGCUCGGAGCUGCAUCUGGAGACGGUCCAGAGGAGCUACACAGCUCCGGACCGCACCGGCAUCCGUAUCUACUACAGCCCCCCGGCGGUAAGACGCACGGAGCACCCAAGAACGAGCCAGGAGGCCAAAGAGCCGGAGCGGGCCCGGGACGGGAGCUCUUCCCUGGGGGCGAGCGGCUCAGACGUGGCGGCGGUGGGAAACCAUGAGGUUCAGCAGCAGCAGCAGCCUCCAUCCUCCGUUUCGUCCUCCUACGAGCAGUGGCUGAGCUCGCUGUCCAAGCCGCACAGGGAGCUGCUGGAGAGCAGAAGCGGCUGCGUCGCCGGGUCGAUCCCCAGUGUCGCCGGCGGCGCCGCCCCGGUCGAUGGGAUGGCGCCCACGUCGGCAUUCCACGGCCUGGAGAUCGGGGAGAUUUCCGCCAACUUGAGUGACGACAUGAAGGAGAUGACCAAUUGUGUCCGCCAGGCCAUACGCUCUUCCUCUCUGGAGAGGAAAUCCUCCAAGGAACCUCAGGCGGCGCUGGGCAUGUCCACCAGGUCCACCCAGACCAAUUGGCAAUAUGUCAGCAUCGGGCUUCAAACAGACAACCUCCCCAGCAGAGGGAUGGGCUUGCACUCCAAAGCCUGGUCUCCUCGCCCCUCGUCAACCACCACGUCGUUGCUAGCGUCCGCUCGAACCCGGCACAUAUCCACGUCCCUGGACAAAGUCCACAGCCGCAUCGACAGGCCGUGCUGCUCACCCAAGUACGGAUCACCGAAACUGCAACGCAGGGUGUCCUCUGGAUCCACCUCCAGACUGGACGGCAGCUCCUCUUCCAGGGACCGGAGCCUGUGGAGCCUCCAGCAGAGAUCCCUCAGCGGAGGGGGGCGCUCGGCCUGGGCUCGCUCCACCACCACCAGGGACAGCCCGGUCCUGAACGGCCUCACCGACGGCCUCUCCAGCCUCUUCAGUGUGGUCGAGCACACUGGAAGCACAGAGUCGCUCUGGAGGGGGGACGGGGGUGCCAGCCAGGCGGCCAGUCCGGCCCGGCAGCCCGCUCCAGCAGGGAAACCCACCGGCGCGCCCGUCUGUGGCUCCGACCCCGGCUGUCAGCGGUACGGAGGCCUGGCGCAGGAGUUCUUCAGCACUGUGUGCAGCGCCCGGGGCCCGGGAGGAGCCACCCCGUCCGAGGAGCGAGCGCAGAGAGACCCCGGUGGCUCCCUCGGGGGUCCGGGUGUCUCUGGGGGUUUUCCCGGGGCGGAUGAGCCCAAGCCAGAGUGUGUGGCGGUCGGGAUCGGGGGCUUCGGAGCGCUGGCUGGAAGCAACGACAAUGUGACCAAGAUCGUCAACAAGAGGUUCAUGAGACAGACGGCCGGGGAGGAGAUGGUCAGCAUCAUGGGAGGAGGGAAAGAGACGCCGAGCAGCACCGCCGGAUCCGUGACGGAGGAUGCACCCUGUGACUGUGCUGCCCAGUCGUCGUCCUGCCUCGCCCGACCAUCAAGAGCAGCAGCUCGCCAUUCCCUCGGCCAGUGCAAGCACCGCCCGCAGGAGUCUCCCGCGGCAACCGAGGAAAAGGGAGACACAUGCAACGAGUGACGACACUUCAGAGACACGCCCAUUGGAUACGGAUUCUUCACAGACACCGUACAUCACUGCCAUGAAACCGCACGUCCAAACACCUCUCGCGUCAAAUGUGCAUACACACUACCAUCCUGCCACACAGGUGCACUGCCAAACAUGACACACACACACACACUGCCACAUGUACCCAUUCAUAACACUUGUGUUGGACUGUACUAUUCGAGGACAGAGAUCAGAGACAGCAACGGACACAACCAUCACAAAACUACCAGCAAGAAAUACAAUUCACAUCGUUUGACACGCUUUACUAGAGGAAAAAACAAACUGAAUAGAGUCAAAGAAGUAAACCUAUGAUGUCAGGACCGGACACCUUUUACAGAAUAAGAUACUACAUAUGAUCCUCUUUGGCUUGGAAAAUCCACCGUAACCAAGUUGUCUUGCCACCAUGCUUCCCAAUGUCGGAUUUACAGAUAAGCAAGGAGUGUGCGCGUUGAAGUGCAUGUGUUACUUUGAGAGCCGCAGUAGAAAGCUGGAACGAUCUUCCACAGUGUGAAACUCUGAAAACAUCAGGCUGCUGUCAGAUGGAUUCUCUCUGAACUUUGUGCUGGAAAAAGCAGUUGUUGCAUUUUUGAUUCAUUAGCACAAAACCAAUCCAGCGAGUGUCUCCAACAAGGAUCUGACCGCGCCACCUUUUGAUGACAAAAGUGACUUUUGCAGGUAACGGAGAGCAUCGAGUUCUAUUGGACUACAGGCUUGGACUCCAUUGAUGUUUGGACCGGUCGGCUCUCUAAAUGAGACCACGGAGCUGACUUGAGGGGACCUUCUACCAUCGUUGCCUGGGAGCAGAACAAAAAGCUCCUCAGGCUUUAAGCGUCUGCUCAAGACGACGACAGAAGGACUUUUGCCACAAUUAAGGAGAGGUUUUGUGGCAUUGUGAUCAGGAUGACUAAACCCCAUAGAUGUAAGAAAACCCACUUGUGGGGUUGUUACUCCACAGUCUGAUUGGAAGAAUUUGAUUUCAACCUGUUACAGCAGGCAGAAAGUGCCUGUUCGUUUCCUAUUUUGAGAUAUUUCUUAACUGAUGUGCAGAUUCAUCGUUAACCCUUUGAUGAUUUUUAACCUGAAAGCCCAUCUGCCGUUUGCACUUGGCAGUGGAUGGAGAUGCACGGAUAUGACUUCAAACUUAUUUUGACCAGUUUUUCAGUUUGCCGCCCUGCAGUUCAGUAGACGGUGGUGGUUGACACUAAAUAUCCUUGUCAAACACAUCUGAUGGGCACAAUUGGGUAAUGUUUUAACAACGUUAGAGGUAUUGACCUAAUGUCCAUCAGCCUUAUCGGUGGGUCCAAACUCAAAAUACUCAUUGUCCACAAACGCUCACUGACUCUAAGCAGUGUCCAAGGAGAACUCAGAUGCAUUCCUCUUGUUGGAGUCUCCCAGACGUGUGUGUGUGUGUGUGUGUGUGUGGUUUGUAUGUACAUUUAGUCCUCGAACUCUCAGCGGUGGACCAGUGCGUCGUUUAGAGGUCUAGUCAAGGGGAUAGUUUUUAAACACUUACCGCUCUUCUCCCACGCACAACUGUCCUCGGCGUAGCUACUCUACAAAAUUUAGGAAAAUGUAGCAUUAUGACGUGAUUUUGGUGAACAACCAGCUAAGAGCUGUGAGUAUCCAUUUGAAGCCACAGUAAUUAAAGCACUGGGUUUUUACUUUUGAAGAAAUACAUCAAGACAGGUCCAACGAUAUGACAGGUGUUAAAGUCACACAACGCGUGAGAGGCAACAACAAAAACAUUUUUUAGGGGAACUGACACCAACGGUCUUGUUGGUGAUUUAAAACCUAAAAAGUAAUGUAAUCAAGAAACAAUCAUCUUUGAGAAGAUGUUUGAAUACUGUUUAUUUAUCCUGUCCCUUUGUUCGCCAUGUCGUACUUGUAAUCAAUCAGUAGAUAUUCAAAGUGCCUGUCAGAUUACUUUUUAGUCAGCUCACGCCAAAACUGGAAUCCAUAUUUUAAAAAACACAAACAAACACAGCAGGCCUUUUUUUUCAAAUGGGUGAGAUUGUUUUAAUGUGCAUAGUUUCGAUCAGGCUGUUCUAAGUAAAGCUACAAUAUUUAAUAAAAUACUGUACCACAGUGCACACGGGACGAGAGGGUUUACAGGUAUAGUAGGACAAAGUAUCCACACUAUACCAACUUUUUUUAUACCAAGGGUUAUUGUAUUUCUGGAAAGUAAAUUAUUUUUGUUGUUUUAUAUGGAUGCUUUCUCUGAUUUAUUAGCCUGUUUAUAUUAUCUUGAUUAGUUAUCAUGGUGCUACCUAGUUUGAAGUCUGCAGUGGGCUCAUCGAUUUGAACGAUGUCUCUUCUGCUGUCUAUUCAUGAGUCGCAGUCCAGCGUUUCUCCAAUUAUGCGCACCAAGUAGUGACUCAGCAGUUUAAAAUAGGGCAUUACCCGUAACAGGGCACGUAUUCAAAUAACACAGUGAGGGAAAGCCGCAGCCUAAAUGCUCCUGUCUGUCUCCACUCCAGCCCUCGAGGCUGCUAGAAAACCCACCAUCUGAAACCAGCCACCGCUUCAGAAGCUACUUGACACGGGAAUAGAGUCUGAUUUUUCACCACAAUUUCAAAACAGGUUGUUUUAGCCAAACAAUCCGAUUGGUUCGAAACCAAAUGAAAGCCUAUAGCCACAUUUAAAAUGCUUUUGCAUAGCAGAGCUAAUAUGUUUAAGUACACCUGCAUUCCUGUCUACAUUCCACUAUAUUGUACGUAACUCACGUCAUUACAAAGCCACAUCUGCCGUCGUCACUUAAGAGAAUGAACUUGAUGAUGAUACAUCACGUGAACAACAACAGCAGAAAAGAAGGAAACCGCUCGCUCAGACUCGGUAACAAGGUAACCGGCUCACUCUGCAAGGCUUCAGAACUCGCUCUCCCCACCUGUAGAAGUAAAUCAAUUUUAGAAUCCACCAUUUGUAACAUUACGCUGUUAACUUUCCAUCCUACAGUUUAGCCGUUGACUUCACAGCUGUUUUCUUCUCACAUGUAGCUCUUUUAAGGAUUCCACAAAAACCCAGUUUCAGUUAACACUCCUGCAGCAUAAUCCACUUAUUUGCUGCCUCCUAUUGAUUAUGUUUCAGGCAAUUAUUCAAAAUGAAAUGUACUGCUUCUGUUUAGCACUAGUAUGGUUAUCUGUUUGCAUGUGUUGCACACAGCUACCCAGGUUAAUGUUAAUGUAGUCAACAUUUUAAAAGUGACGUGAUUCUAGCCAGGAGGUCUGGCCCGUUGUAUCAAAACUCAGUUCAAAUAUACCUCAAUAAACAAAUGAAGUUGGUAAAAGUCAGCCAAAUGGACACUUUGGGCCUUAAUAUGUCUGAUAACCAAAUGGUUUAAAGAAUAAAUGUUUCCCAAAUAUGAGUCGCUGAUGCUAUCUUCCAGCACAUACUACCGCUUGUCAGAGAACAGUAUGUAGCCGGCAUGUUGUCAUUGACACUCAAAGUAGUUCACAGAGAACUACAGAAUACAUUUUUGCUUCCACUGAGGCCCAGCAAUGUGUUGUUUCUCCUUUAUAUCCAAGUUUCUCCUUUAUGGCUGCUUGAAAAAAAGAACUAAGAUGUUGCUACACCAUGCAGAAUGUAACUGACCAUCUCUCCACAAACAACCCUGAUAUCAGGUCUGGUACUAUUUCUCUUUUCUGAUACUAACUAAAUAAUCUGUCAUAGUAAAGCUAGUAAUCCAUCAGAUUUGAAAUUCAAACAUGUAACAACCAAAUGCCAGUUACACUUCUGUAUUUAUAUUUUAUAUUUGUGAUUUUCAACAGAAAAGAUAAGAAAACCAUACAUAAACCCCUGCAUGUAUGAGUGAGAAGAUAAGACAAAAUAAUUAUCUCUGUAAUGAUGCUAAGGCAUGAAGCAGUUUUAAUUUUAUCUGAAAAAAUGCAACUCCCUACAAAAUAAAAGUUCAAAUCAAACUUUCUAAUCUGCCCUACUUUCUAAACUUUUGACAACAGCGAAAAUUUUACUGAACCUACUCGUUAAAUAAGGGCCCUUCGGGUCAGAAAUGCGGUAUGACUUAGAAAUUGGUUUUGCUCAGUGUGACCAGAUCUCAUAACCGUUAAAGUGUUGUGUUUUGGUUUCAGACAACCUCCAGUCCAUUUUUGCUGAUAUUAGAAAAAUCGAGCAUGCCACUGUUGUUUUAAUGCUUCAUAUUAGAAGAUGUGACAAACACCAAACAACAUGUUUUGAACUGAUUUGAACAAAUAAAGUAAUUAGUUUGCAGUGCUUUACAAUGUGGGGCGUUUUUAACAUCCGACGUGACAUAUAGCUGUGAAUACAACUCACAGCUCCUUCUAGUUCAUGACAUGGAUUGAUUUUCUCCAGAAUGUAAGCCUCAAAACUCUCCUGCUCGGAUGGCAUUGGUCAUAUUUGCUCCUCCCCCUCAGGUUGUAAGUACCACACAUCGCAGCCAAUGACUGACAGUUUUAUAGGUCGCACAUCAUCACCAGCCAAUAACCGAUGAGCUCUUACGGAUCGCAUGGCACAAACUACACGUAUCACUACUCGCUGUGUGUCUGUAAGAAGGUUUCCUAAAAUGCAGCAUUUUUAACAUCUUUCCAUACCAUUCAAAUGAUUGUUACAUCCUGGGCAUAUGUAAAUGAAUUCUUUGCUGUUCAUAAUGUUAGCUAAACGAUUACCUAGAGACUGCCUGUAUAUUUGCUUACGUAAGCUGCUCUUGUCUUUUUUUAUAACACCUGUUUUCUUGAUUAAAAGUAGAAUGCAACGAAUGACAAAUUAAAUGAAGGAAAUGUUUCCCUCUUGUAUUGCAAAUUUAGAAGAAAAAAAAAAAAAGCUUUGUAUCUCCCUCCUUUUGUUUCUUUGAGAAAAGCUGAAUGUCAACAGCGGAUCAGAACCAGGUCGCUGUGGAAGUAUGUAGCUCUCUCCCUCUACGGACCCCACUCCAGCGUUUCUUCUGUACAUAGGUGCAUUUUGAAGAUGACGAAAAACAAAAAAGGCAGCAAAUGUUUAAUGAAUGAGUUUUUUUCUGACCAAUGUAGCUUGUAGACCAAGAUAUUAUAACUGCCUCCUGUUUGUCAUAGAAUUCACAAAUAAAUGUUUGUUGGAAUUUAA
Molecule: messenger RNA, 11162 nt
Organism: Pungitius pungitius (ninespine stickleback)
Lineage: Eukaryota; Metazoa; Chordata; Actinopteri; Perciformes; Gasterosteidae
Gene: mtcl2
Product: microtubule crosslinking factor 2
Exons: 24
Coding region: 396-6065 (1889 amino acids)
Biological process (GO): regulation of autophagy
Source: RefSeq, a predicted model, not a curated record